AGCGGAGCCGAGCCGGGGCUCGCCGCCGCACUCGGGCGAGGGCUGCGGAGGCAUGAGAGGCCGGCGGGGCUGAGCCGAGUCGCGCCGCGCCGGGGGCCAGGGCGGAGAGGGGGCUGCGGGGAGCGCCCGGCCCCGCAUUUCCAUGGUGCCGGGGGCUGCGUGGAUCCCCCCGCCGUGAGCCGGGAGCCGGCACCCGGGAGGCGGGCGGCACCGGAGCUGCGAGGGCUGAACCAUGUGAGGGACAUUGCCGGGGCUCAGGACACGCAAGGGGAACACGGAGUUUGCCUUUCCCAGGAUGGAUCAGAGGAGGAACUGGCCUCGGGCACUGGACUCUGAUGGCUGGUCAGUGGCUUUGCUCUGUCUCUUCCUGGCAUCUCUCUCCCGAAACGUGUCCAGCAAUGCCUUGUUCAGCACUUUCCACUCCGAGAACCGGGACUGGACGUUCAACCACCUGACUGUGCACCAAGGCACCGGCGCAGUCUACGUUGGGGCUAUCAACAGGGUUUACAAGCUCUCGGGCAACCUGACCAUUUUGGUGGCUCACAAAACCGGUCCCGAGGAGGACAACAAAUCCUGCUACCCACCCCUCAUCGUCCAGCCGUGCAGCGAGAUCCUCACCCUCACCAACAACGUCAACAAGCUGCUCAUCAUCGACUACUCGGAGAACCGGCUGCUGGCCUGUGGCAGCCUCUACCAGGGGGUCUGCAAGCUGCUGCGCCUCGACGACCUCUUCAUCCUGGUGGAGCCCUCCCACAAGAAGGAGCACUACCUCUCCAGCGUCAACAAGACGGGCACCAUGUACGGCGUGAUCGUGCGCUCCGAGGGCGAGGACGGGAAGCUCUUCAUCGGCACGGCCGUGGAUGGGAAGCAGGAUUAUUUCCCCACCCUCUCCAGCCGCAAACUGCCCCGGGACCCGGAGUCAUCGGCGAUGUUGGAUUAUGAGCUCCACAGCGACUUUGUCUCGUCCCUCAUCAAAAUCCCCUCGGACACCCUGGCCCUCGUUUCGCACUUUGACAUCUUCUACAUCUACGGCUUCGCCAGCGGCAACUUUGUGUAUUUUCUGACUGUGCAGCCAGAGACCCCCGAGGGCGUCUCCAUCAACUCUGCCAGCGACCUCUUUUACACCUCCCGCAUCGUCCGGCUCUGCAAGGACGACCCCAAGUUCCACUCCUAUGUGUCUCUGCCCUUCGGCUGCGUCAAGGGGGACACGGAGUAUCGCCUGCUGCAGGCAGCGUACCUCUCCAAGCCGGGGGACGUGCUGGCCAGGUCCCUCAACAUCACUGCCCAGGAGGACGUCCUCUUUGCCAUCUUCUCCAAGGGGCAGAAGCAGUACCACCAGCCGCCCGACGACUCCGCGCUCUGCGUCUUCCCCAUCCGCGCCGUCAACGCCCAGAUCAAGGACCGCCUGCAGUCCUGCUACCAGGGGGAGGGCAACCUGGAGCUCAACUGGCUGCUGGGGAAGGAUGUCCAGUGCACUAAAGCGCCAGUCCCCAUCGAUGACAACUUCUGUGGGCUCGACAUCAACCAGCCCCUGGGGGGCUCGACGCCGGUGGACGGGGUGACGCUCUUCACCUCCAGCCGCGACAGGAUGACGUCCGUGGCCUCCUACGUCUACAACGGCUACAGUGUGGUGUUCGUGGGCACCAAGAGUGGCAAGCUGAAGAAGAUCCGAGCAGAUGGUCCUCCCCAUGGUGGAAUUCAGUAUGAAGUGGUGACAGUUUUCAAGGACGGGAGCCCAGUGCUUCGAGACAUGGCCUUCUCCAUCGACCACAAGUACCUGUACGUCAUGUCAGAGCGACAGGUGUCCCGGGUGCCCGUGGAGUCCUGUGAGCAGUACACGACCUGCGGGGAGUGCCUGAGCUCGGGGGACCCCCACUGUGGCUGGUGCUCCCUCCACCACAUGUGCUCCCCGAGGGACAGCUGUGAGCGAGCCCACGAGCCCUUCCGCUUCGCAGGCAGCAUCAGCCAGUGCAUGAGCGUCACGGUGCAGCCCAGCAGCAUCUCCGUGUCCGAGCACAGCCUCCCGCUCAGCCUGCUGGUGAGUGAUGCUCCAGACCUGACAGCCGGGGUCACCUGCCUCUUUGGGAACCUGACGGAGGUGGAGGGGCAGGUUUCGGGCAGCCAGGUGGUGUGUGUGUCACCACCAGCCAAAGAUGUUCCUGCCAUCCCCGUGGAUCAAGACUGGUUCGGGGUCGUGCUCCAGCUGAGGUCGCAGGAGACGGGGAGGACGUUCGUCAGCACAGAGUUCAAGUUCUACAACUGCAGCGCCCACCAGCUGUGCCUGUCCUGUGUGAACAGCGCCUUCCGCUGCCACUGGUGCAAGUACAGGAACCUCUGCACCCACGACCCCACCACGUGCUCCUUCCAGGAGGGGAGGAUCAACGUCUCUGAGGACUGUCCCCAGCUCUUCCCCACGGAGGAGAUCCUGAUCCCGGUGGGAGAGGUGAAACCCAUCACGCUGAAGGCGAGGAACCUGCCGCAGCCGCAGUCGGGGCAGCGCGGGUACGAGUGUGUGCUCAGCAUCCAGGGCAUCAUCCACCGCGUGCCCGCCCUGCGCUUCAACAGCUCCAGCGUCCAGUGCCAGAACAGCUCGUACCUCUAUGAUGGGAUGGACAUCAGCAACUUGGCCGUGGACUUUGCCGUGGUUUGGAAUGGGAACUUUGUUAUUGACAACCCGGAGGAUCUGAAAGUGCACCUGUACAAGUGCGCGGCCCAGCGCGAGAGCUGCGGGCUCUGCCUCAAGGCUGACCCCAAAUUCGAGUGUGGCUGGUGCAGUGGGGAGGCCAAGUGCACCCUGAGGCCCCACUGCAGCUCCCCCUCGGCCCAGCCCUGGCUCGACUGGUCCAGCCGCAACGUCAAGUGCUCCAACCCCCGGAUCACCGAGAUCCUGACGGUGUCGGGCCCACCGGAAGGAGGGACGAGGGUGACCAUCCGUGGAGUGAACCUGGGCCUGGACUUCUCGGAGAUCGCGCACGGGGUGCAGGUGGCCGGGGUGCCCUGCGCGCCCCUGCCCGAGCACUACAUCGUGGCGGAGCAGAUCGUCUGUGAAAUGGGGCAGGCGCUUCCAGGGAUCAGCUCCGGCCCAGUGCUCCUGUGCAUCGGAGAGUGCAAGCCGGAGUUCACGGCCAAGUCGGUGCAGCAGUACAUGUUUGUGACUCCAGUGGUGAGUUUCCUGAAUCCCAGCCGUGGGCCAGAGUCGGGAGGGACGAUGGUGACCAUCUCUGGGCACUACCUGGGAGCUGGCAGCCGUGUUUCUGUGCUCCUGGGAAACCAGACCUGCGAGUUCUACGGGCGAUCCACGAGCGAGAUAGUCUGUGUGUCAGCCCCAUCAGCCCACGGCCUGGGGGCUGUCCAGGUCUCUGUCAGCGUGGACAGGGCUCAGUUGGAGAGGACCUUGCAGUUUGAGUACAUUGAUGAUCCCAAGGUGCAGCACAUCGAGCCCGAGUGGAGCAUCGCCAGCGGGCACACCCCCCUGACUGUCACCGGCUCCAACCUGGACGUGAUCCAGGAGCCGAGGAUCCGCGUCAAGUACAAUGGGAAGGAGUUUGUCAACGUGUGCAAGGUGGUGAACUCCACGGUGCUGCUGUGCCUCGCUCCCCCCCUCAGCCCCGAGUACCGGCCCGGCCUGGACGCCGUGGAGCGGCCGGACGAGUUCGGGUUCAUCUUCAACAACGUGCAGGCCCUGCUGGUCUACAACGACACCAAGUUCAUCUACUACCCCAACCCCACGUUCGAAAUGCUGAGCCCCACCGGGGUGCUGGAGCAGAAGCCGGGGUCACCCAUCAUCCUGAAGGGCAGAAACCUGUGCCCGCCUGCCCCGGGAGGAGCCAAGCUCAACUACACCGUGCUGAUCGGGGAAACCCCCUGUGCUGUCACUGUGUCCGAGACCCAGCUGCUGUGUGAGCCCCCAAACCUCACUGGACAGCACAAAGUCAUGGUGCGUGUUGGUGGGGUCAUCUUCUCCCCUGGCUCGGUGAGCAUCAUCUCAGACAGCCUCCUGACCCUGCCGGCCAUCGUCAGCAUCGCGGCCGGGGGCAGCCUGCUCCUCAUCAUCGUCAUCAUCGUCCUCAUCGCCUACAAGCGCAAGUCCCGCGAGAACGACCUCACCCUCAAGAGGCUGCAGAUGCAGAUGGACAACCUGGAGUCCCGGGUGGCCCUGGAGUGCAAGGAGGCUUUUGCAGAGCUGCAGACGGACAUCAAUGAGUUGACCAGUGACCUGGAUCGCUCCGGGAUCCCCUACCUGGACUAUCGGACUUAUGCCAUGAGGGUCCUUUUCCCUGGCAUCGAGGACCACCCUGUCCUGCGGGAGCUGGAGGUCCAAGGGAACGGGCAGCAGAGCGUGGAGAAGGCCUUGAAGCUCUUUGCUCAGCUGAUCAACAACAAAGUCUUCCUGCUGACCUUCAUCCGGACGCUGGAGCUGCAGCGCAGCUUCUCCAUGCGCGACCGCGGCAACGUGGCCUCGCUCAUCAUGACGGGGCUGCAGGGCAAGCUGGAGUAUGCCACGGACGUGCUGAAGCAGCUGCUCUCCGACCUCAUCGAGAAGAACCUGGAAAACAAGAACCAUCCCAAGCUGCUCCUGCGCAGGACCGAGUCGGUGGCUGAGAAGAUGCUGACAAACUGGUUUGCCUUCCUCCUCCACAAGUUCCUCAAGGAAUGUGCUGGAGAGCCACUCUUCAUGCUCUACUGUGCCAUCAAGCAGCAGAUGGAGAAAGGCCCCAUUGAUGCCAUCACAGGAGAAGCCCGUUACUCCCUCAGCGAGGACAAGCUGAUCCGGCAGCAGAUCGAGUACAAGACUCUGAUCCUAAACUGUGUGAACCCAGAUAAUGAGAACAGUCCAGAGAUCCCUGUGAAGGUGCUGAACUGUGACACCAUCACCCAAGUCAAGGAGAAGAUCCUCGAUGCCGUGUACAAAAACGUCCCGUAUUCCCAAAGACCAAGGGCUGUGGACAUGGAUUUGGAGUGGCGGCAGGGCCGGAUCGCCCGCGUGGUCCUGCAGGAUGAAGACAUCACCACCAAGAUCGAGGGAGAUUGGAAGCGCCUGAACACCUUGAUGCACUAUCAGGUGUCCGACCGCUCAGUCGUGGCUCUCGUUCCCAAGCAAACCUCCUCCUACAAUAUUCCUGCCUCUGCCAGUAUAUCCCGGACAUCUAUCAGCAGAUAUGACUCCACCUUCCGCUACACCGGCAGCCCCGACAGCCUGCGCUCCCGGGCCCCCAUGAUCACCCCCGACCUGGAGAGCGGGGUCAAGGUCUGGCACCUGGUCAAAAACCACGACCAUGGAGACCAGAAGGAGGGAGACCGGGGCAGUAAGAUGGUGUCUGAGAUCUACCUGACCAGGCUGUUGGCCACAAAGGGAACUCUGCAGAAGUUCGUGGACGACUUGUUCGAGACGCUGUUCAGCACCGUGCACCGCGGCAGCGCGCUCCCGCUCGCCAUCAAGUACAUGUUCGAUUUCCUGGAUGAGCAGGCGGACAAGCACGGCAUCCACGACACGGAUGUGAGGCACACAUGGAAGAGCAAUUGCCUCCCCCUCCGAUUCUGGGUGAACGUAAUCAAAAACCCCCAGUUCGUGUUCGACAUCCACAAGGGCAGCAUCACGGACGCCUGCCUCUCCGUCGUGGCUCAGACCUUCAUGGAUUCCUGCUCCACCUCGGAGCACCGCCUGGGCAAGGACUCCCCCUCCAACAAGCUGCUGUACGCCAAGGACAUCCCCAGCUACAAGAGCUGGGUGGAGAGGUAUUACGCCGACAUCGCCAAGCUCCCCGCCAUCAGCGACCAGGACAUGAACGCCUACCUCGCCGAGCAGUCGCGCCUGCACGCCGUGGAGUUCAACAUGCUGAGUGCCCUCAACGAGAUCUACUCCUAUGUCAGCAAGUACAGCGAAGAGCUCAUCGGGGCUCUGGAGCAGGAUGAACAGGCACGUAGGCAGCGGCUGGCUUACAAAGUAGAGCAACUUAUUGGGGCCAUGUCUAUUGAGAGCUGAAGAAAGGUCGUGGUGCUCAAGGCCGGCAAAGGGCAGAGGAUCACGUGGACUCUCGGGAAUUUAGAGGGAGAACAAGCAAGGAAGGCACUGGACACAAAUACCAAGGCUCUUCUGGAGCAAACAGAGAUUGGCCCAAGGACUGACUGUGUUCAAAAAUCACGUAGGAACCGGUUUGAAAAGCAGGAAGAGAAGAAGAUAAAACAUCUCAAUCCAAGUCCGAUCAAGGUGGAUCAUUUUUUCGAGCAUACACAGAAAGAAGGAACCUGGAAAGUCUGGAUGUCUCCGUGACUGCUGCUUUGCAUGAAAAUUGUUUGAUGUAUAUUAGAAAAUAAAACUUUAUUUAAAGGCUUUUUUUUUUUUUAAGAAAAGGAAGAAAAAGUACAAAAAAAAAAAAGAAAAUAGAGCAAAAACCACAGAGGCCAUAGAGAUAAUCCUGGCAACAAGGAUCAGCUCUGAAUCCUGUCCUCGAGAGCCUCCUGAGGACACGGCUCAGACAUUCUGCAAACGGACUCUCACACCAGUUGGAAUGUCUGGAAAACCGAAAUCGUCUUCUUUUUGGGAUCUUAUAAAACAACGUGAGCACAAGUUUGCACCACACCUUUCUACACAAAGUGAAAUAGCAGUUUAGCCCGAAAAUAGUUCAGUGGCUGAGUAACUUAUAGGCACUAGAAGGAACUUUACCUGAAUUGCAAAACCAUCAGAUCAUCCGACCUGUCCUGAAAUCCAGCUUUAUCGAUGUAUUUAUAUAGUGUCAAUAUAUAUAUUUUUUUUAAAUCCCAUUUGCUGUCGAACGAGGAAAGAUCGGAAUUUAAAUGCUUUUUUCCCAUUUCUACCCCCAUUCCACCUCGCAGUGGCUGCGGUGAUCCAGCAGGGAUGGGCUCAGCGCCUGGCUGUGGUGAUCCAGCAGUGAUCUGGCAGUGUCCAGCGUGGCUGGGAUGAUCCAGCAGUGAUCCACUCAGUGCCUGGCAUGGCUGUGGUGAUCCAGCACUGAUCCACUCAGUGCCUGGCAUGGCUGUGGUGAUCCAGCAGUGAUCUGGCAGUGUCCAGCAUGGCUGGGAUGAUCCAGCAGUGAUCCACUCAGUGCCUGGCAUGGCCACAGUGAUCCAGCAGUGAUCUGGCAGUGUCCAGCAUGGCUGAGGUGAUCCAGCAGUGACCCAUCCAGUAUCCCAUUGCUGGUCCCACGUGAGCCCAGCCCCCCCGGGCAGAGCUGGGAUGAUGCCUCCAGGGUUGAUUUUGGGGGUUUCUUGCAGCCACCUCCCAUUUCUUGCAGUAAAACCCGACAAACCCCCAUGUUUACAGUGGGUGAUACUUGAAAAGCCUGGACGUCACGAGAGGAGACAUUUGUUGCUCUUCUGUUUGGAGUCGGUCGGCACAGGCUCCCUUUGGGUUUCUCUGCCACACUGCCCAGGGUCAGGACUUGUAUUUCCACUGGAAAGGGGAAAGAAAUCUCUGCUCUAGGCAAGGGCAAACCUUAACCAGCACCCGCAGGCCAGCCAGCGCUGCUGUCGUGUCUCUGUCUCAGCGUCUCAUUGUUCUCUUCAGUCCCUUGCUGGUCCCCCCAGCACGUGUUCUUGUGGCCAGUGACAGGCAAAUGUUUGUGAGUGUUAUUCCUUUCAAAGACACCAAAGCUUAUGUGUGUCCCUUUGUAGAGUGCCAGGAGGGGAAGGAACGCUGUAAAUAUUUCUCUCUGUAGUAAAUACUGAUAUGUGUGCAGGCUGCAGCGGGGAGGGCAGGGUGAGGAGGUCUGAUGGAAAUACAAGUAUUGACUGCAUGAGCUUGGCAGUGGCACCAAAAUAGCUCCUGGCAUCUGCUCAGCCUGCCCGGGCAGGGCCACACCAGACUGGGACCUUAGUUUGCAGCCAGCGUGUGUCGAAGGAAAAUCCAUUUUCAUAUCCAUCCCACUCCUCCACUGUUCCUGCCUAGAGGAGCCCAGCAGGGUCACCACGGGCUCCCUGGGCACCAGAGAGCUGCUGGCUUUCGGUCUCUUGCAGUUCAGCAAGAGGAGAGGGGAGAAAAGCAUGCAGAGAAAUACUCAGGAAACCUGUUGGUUUAAUUACCAUUCAGUAAAAGCCAUGCCAAGCCCGCUUUCUUUUGGCAAAAUCCACUCCUGUGAGUUUCUCUGGGCCCUGUUAAUAUUCUGGAAGAAAAUACUGAUGACAGUGAUCAACCUUGUGCAAUAAGUCCUUGACAUUUACAAUGGCCUGAGCACUGGAUUUACUGAGACACGGAGAGAGUGUCAGAAACAGAGACUGCCAGGCGGAGCAGGGUUCAUACUGCCUGUUACUGGGGAGUUCCCUUCCCAGGAAUCCUGCUCCUGCACAGUGAAUCUAACGUCAAAGGCAGAAAAUGUGCAAAUGUCUGGGUUGUCCUGUUGGGCAUCACAGAGCCCAGCGCCGGGGAUGGCGUUGGAGCAGCCACCAGCCUGGCCUGCUCUUUGCUGUGGGUCUCACAGGACAUUGCAGAGGGUCAGGCUUUGAAAUCCUGGGGGUUUUUUGCUGGUUCUGUUGCUGCUGCUCACCGGGAUCCACCACACAGCUCAGCUGAGGGAUUUCCAGGUCUGUGUGCCAGCUGUGAUGGUUGUUUUGGGCAUUCGUACUCAGAUCAUUCACCAAAUUGUCAUGGUACUCUGAAACCCAAAGAGAGCAACUCCAAAUAGUUCCCAAACUGUUUCCAAACACAGUCUGAACAAUUAUCUCUGCAGGAUUCACAAAAUAUGAGUACUGCCCAAAGCAGAGGCCUGGCUUUGCAUCACCUGGGUCUGGGAACUGUGUGCCUGCCCAACAGCCAAGCCAGCCUUCAUGGUCCUCUUCUCUACAUCUCUUUGAGAGGCUUUUGCAUAGCCAUUUUAAGCUUGCUUUCCUCCUCCUGCUCUCUACCUUCUGGCCAGGAGCACCCCAUAAGCCAAGGUUUUGUCAUUCCCCACUCCCCUGUAUUUUCUCAGCAGAGGUGGAGGUCCCCAAACAUCCCCUGGAUUCUCUGGGAGAGUACUAAGGAGAGAAGGGGACAACUGAGUUGAUCUUCCUUGCUAUGGGGAAAAUUUGAGCAGAGGAGAAAAGGGAGAGCAGCAGGAGCACUUUGCAAACCAAUGAGUUCUUGUACUUUUGACUGACUUCUGAGGGAAGCAGAAAAAACAUCUCCACUUCCAUCACCUGGAAAAGCAUUAGGAGGACAGCAGAGGGAACAGCACGGUGCUGGCUGGAAGGGUGGCCUAGAAAUAACCUGCCAAGUAUCUACUCGUGGUGGUUGACAUUAAUUAUGGAUCUUUACAGGCAAUUAUAUGGAAUGAAGCAACAUAUCCCCUUGGGGCAAAGCACUUGUAAUCUAUUGCCCUGUUUGCAUCCAUCAUUUCCAUUACUCCUUUGGGAAGAGGAAGCUUCAGGUCUCAAAACAGCAUUUCCUUUGCACUUGCAGCAAACCGGACUCGAGGUUUGGUCAGGAGGGGGCAGUUGCCUUAGAUGAAACGAUUUCACAUCCCUCUCGUUGCCCCCUUCCUCCUGCAAGGUCGGUUGGUGUUCAGAGUCUCCAGUUCACUUCGUUUCAGGUGUUCCAACAUCAAAGUGGGAGACGUCAUUUUUUCCGGAAUCUCUCUGCCUGGUGUCGCCGCUUAAAUAAUUCCAUUUAAUCUUCUGCUCAUGAGCUAUCAAAGCACCCACUCCGAGGGGGAGCGAGGUGCUAAUCAAACGCUUCUCCACCUUGAAAGCCUUUAUUAAAAACCCCAUAUACAGGAGUGUAACUUACAGGCGAGCUUGUCUCGGCGUGAGCCCCGCUGCGGAGCGCUGCAGCCCACCGGAGCACGGAGGAUGUGGACAUCAAGUGGUCCACGCUUUGCCAUAAAGGAUGAAUUUAUGUGUAAAGGGAGGCAGGAGGGAUCAGCACAGCCAGAGCGCUGGAAACCGUGUGAGAUCCAGCGUGGACCAGUCUGGAGCUGCGUGAGGACCCACCCCAGGGACCAGCGCUGAGAAACAAAACUGCUGCCACGGCCUCGCUGCUGGUGGGGAGCAUCCCAGCAGCAUUCCAUGUGUUUAUCCCUGAAGGAGGCUGGAUGUGGCCGUGCUGGACAUGAUGCCUUCCUGCAGGUCUCGGUGCUGUGACACUCUGAGGAUGGUGAGUGCAGCCACCUGAUGCGGUGGCAACAGAGACCUUCAUCACAGCAGUGCCUUCAACACACUGUCUUAAAAUCCUGAUGGCCCGUCCCCACGUAAGUUUUCUCUCCUGCCUUCAACUGGACUUCACCAAAAAUGUCAUAAUGCAGGAAACAACUCGGGUGGGCACGUGGAGGAUGAAAGCAAGAGCACUUAAAGCUCUGGGGCUGCGUUUGUGAAUGAUGCUGACUCUGAGCCCCUCAGCGCAAGUUGUUUGAGCCUGUGUGGAAAGGGUGGGAGCACUCCCCUCCUCCAGUGGGCACAAGGUCUCAUUUCCGGAAGCCCCAAGCAGCCAGUGGGUAUGAGGAACACUGACCUGCCUGCUGCCCUCACCCAGCUUGGCAAAGGGCAGAGCAGCUCCCUGUGAUGCUCCUGUGCCUCGAGCCCCUUCCCUGGCAGCAGCCCAGCCACGUUCUCUCCUGUCACUGGCUCUUCUCCAUCCAGUUUCCUGUGCUGUCAGAGCUCACCUGUCAUGGGGACUCAGCUGGCCCAACUAAAUGGAACUAAAAUAGACUGACUUGAAAAAGCUGGGCCAUCAGGGAGAGCUCACGUGUGACUGUGCCCUGGAGAGAAGAAAAAAUGUUCAGAGAAGGGUAAAUAACUGGCAUCAAAGAUGCAUUAAAAUGCCACAGAGCUUCAGCCAUUGUAUUUCAGAGCCACAUUUGUACCAUAAAUCGCAAGCCAGUGGUGCAGGGAGCUGUGACAUUGUACAUAGUUGUGUGUGAGGUGGAGCUCGGAGCACAGUCCCAUCUGUCCUGAAUGUGUCUUUGGUGAAAACACCCACAACCACCCCAAGCCUUCACCCAGUACCACUGAGAGCAGCAGGGCAGAGGCUGCAGGCAGAGCACUGCUGACAGCUCUGAGGCCACUCAGCACCUGCGUGGGCAGGAGGGCUUGGUUUUAUUAACGAGACAUUCGGUGGGGAAAUAACUGGAGCGAACAAUGCCCCGUGUGUGCUGUUCGGGCUCUGCUGAGCUGAGCAACCCUCCGUGUGCAGUGUCAGGGGAGGUUGGUCAGAUUAGUUUUGCAGGGGAGGAGGAUGGGAGCCUUCAAACUGAUUUUGGUUGUGCAAAGCCUCUGCUCUCCAUGAAAAGCCCCGGCUUCAGGCGGUGCUCCAGUUCUGGGCAUGGCGCAGAGGCCGGAGUCCCAACUGCGGGUGGUACCUGGUGCCUUCCUGGCUCCUGGAAGAAAACUGGGGGUCUGUGGUGCAUAUCCUGCACCCCAGGGUGCUUUGAGUGCUGGGGCCAUGUCAGGGUGGGAGAUGGGGAGGUGAAGGAGCGGGGCAGUGUGGGAUGGCAGAGCCCAACUGCUCCCUUGCUGGAAAAGUCACUCCAGUCCCACCUGGGCAUCUGUGCCCACAUUGCUGGGGUGGCACCAGGAGCAGCCCAACCGAAGGUGUUCUGGCCAUGCUGUGAGCAUGGUGGUGUCUGUGUGCUUGUUCUUUCAGAUCCCCCUUUGCCCCCGUGUUACCCAUUCCUCUCCUUUCUUUGUAAAAGUGGAAUAUAAUCCCAAAAAAAAAAAAAAAUAGACGUUCCUGCAGCGCCGAAGAACACGCUCAAAGAGACCUGCAGGGUCCAUCCAACUGCACGGACAAUAUCCCAAACUCUCUGGGCCUCCUGAGGCUGCCAAAUCAAACACGAGAUCUCCUGUAUGGCCUUUCCUUUGAGAUUUUUUUUUUAAUACCUCUAUUUCGAAUAAGCUUGGAAGUUUAUGCAACAGCUUCUCCAUCCAGUGUUUCCAUCCCAUGGACACAAAGGUGCACCUGGAAAAGGAGACUUUGGAAGGUAAAUGAGCUGAUUUUGCCACGUUAUUUCAUGGCUUCAGAAGAUAAUGCAGUAAAAUGUCCUUCUCUUAUUGAUGAGUGUUUUGGUGUUAAUGGCACCUUGGGGGCUGUUACGGUGGGAAGCAGGAAGGGGAAGGGAAUGUACAGGUACUAAAGCUUCUGGAGUCCCCAAAACCAUCACAGAAUGUAGAGGUAUCAGCCAUGGAACAGAUUCUGAUUUACUCUGCCCCCUUCCCCUCUUUAAAACCAACAGAGUUUUAGGGGAUUUGUGUAUUGGCAGAAAUAAGGAAUUGGUUUGGAUCCGUACCCAUUCCACCGUAUCGUUCUCUGGCUCCUCCCCUCCCCAUUAUACUUGACACACUGGAGUUCUGUAUUAUAUUUUUUUUUAAGAUGAUUGUCUGUUUUUUGUUGUUUUUACAAGUGUUGUGGAAAAAAAAAUGUAAGAAAGUUUAAGUAUUUAAAAAUGUUCCAAGGAAAAAAAAAGGGGGUUUUGUUAUUAUUCUAAUAUAUUAUUGUGUACCUAUUGUAAAUAUGAAACACUCCUAUUUUGCAAGCCAAGGACUCACUUUGUACUGUUGUUAUAUAUAAAUAAAGUUUACUGGUUAAAAAAGCC
Neopelma chrysocephalum (saffron-crested tyrant-manakin) is the source of this 12521-nucleotide messenger RNA. RefSeq names its product plexin A2 (gene PLXNA2). Gene Ontology annotation, biological process: positive regulation of axonogenesis; regulation of GTPase activity; regulation of cell shape. The transcript has 32 exons. The record is from RefSeq and is a predicted model, not a curated record. Lineage: Eukaryota; Metazoa; Chordata; Aves; Passeriformes; Pipridae. Gene Ontology annotation, molecular function: semaphorin receptor activity; protein binding. Gene Ontology annotation, cellular component: semaphorin receptor complex. Bases 296 to 5983 code for a protein of 1895 amino acids.